GAGAUUUCACCGAAUCUGAAGUCAUUGGUUCGGGUACUUUUGGAACAAAAGUGGAGAGAAGUGGAUAGUCUGAAAAAAUUGGACUCAGUUUUUGUUGUUAAAUAUUACGCUUCGUGGAGACAAUGGAAAAAACUGUACAUUCAAAUGGAGUACUGCCCGCAAACACUUCGCUCUGUGCUUGAAGUCAAACAACAAGUGUUUGGCAGACAAUCGACUCAAGCCAUGAAUAUUUACGAGUACUUCGUUUGUUGCGAAAUAUUUCGGGAAAUCUUAGAAUGUCUGCAAUAUAUUCAUACUAUUAAGCCACCGAUGAUUCACCGAGAUAUAAAGCCUGAUAAUAUAUUAAUAUCGCACAAUAAUAUAGACAAUAGAUUCAUUAAAUUGUGUGACUUUGGUCUGGCCAUUGAUCACGACAAGACAUGUAUGAGCCAUACACAGCAUGUCGGGUCACCAGCAUAUAUGGCACCCGAUGUAUCGUCCAGUCACUACGGGGUUAAAGUCGAUAUUUAUAGUUUGGGAAUACUUGCGUUAAGAAACAUAUUUGAUAAAAAUCCUUUGGAUAAAUAUACUGACACUAACUUCUCGACAAACGUGUCUAAAUUAUAUGAUGCUAUUUAUCCAAUGCUUGAAUCGUCCUAUGUCAGACGACCGGACUGUACUCAAUUAAAUUAUGUCGAUGCUUCCGGUGAUAAUAACUUAUGCAAUAACUCAGGUGACCUCUCGAGCAUACCCAUUAACAACGAGAAAUUGGAUAAUACAGCGCUUAAUAAGUGUGACCUUGGUAGAUUUACUAAAUCUAAUAGAUCGCGUCCAUCAAUCCUCACGCGUCCGCUACUAAACACAGAUUACAAUCGAGAUUCGGGCGCAGAGUCUGGGGUCGAAACGGCCAGAAAUGACAUGAAUUCCGACAGUCGGGCGCAUGAAAUGCAUGGAUCUGAAAGGGGAGGCAAUGGUUCGGUCAAAGGUGUGAUCAAAUCGGCCCCGAAAAGGAUGGGUAGUAUCAGAAGGUUAAGAGCCGUUUUAAAUAGGGGCCGAAAUGUGGGAAAUAAUGAGAAAGUGAGGGACAGAGAGAUGGCAAAUAGCAAAGUAAUUAAGAUUGAAAAUCAUGUGGACAUCAAUACAAUUAAGUUAUUUCAUGUUUUCGAUGAUUACAAUGGAUUUAAUGUAUUGUUUAUAACAAAUGAUGAUAUGGUUUACGGCAUGGGAUCUAAUUAUUUCGGAUCACUCGGUUUGGGACACAAUUGGGCGGUCAAUACACCACAUAUUAUACCAGAAUUGUGUCAACAAAAUAUACAACAAUUUAUUUGUGGAUUGGAUUUUGUUUUAUCUAUUAAUGACAACAACUGUAUACACGGGUGGGGUCGUAAUGAAGGGGUACAGUUAGUGCAAUUACCCACUCUUGAAUAUUUAAAGCCAUACAUCAUUUCAUUGCCUAAUAAUCCUGUUAUCCGUGAUAUUAGUUGUGGUUAUUAUCACUCACUUGUGGUUACUUUUGAUGACUGUGUCUACGGAUGGGGUUAUAAUAUUUAUGGACAGUUGGGUUGUGGGGAACAGCACUCGACUCAAGUCAUAACUCCCAUACAAAUAGAAUUUAUAGACAAUGGGAUUGAAUAUAAAAUACGUAUUGUUUAUUGUUGUGAGUAUUCUUCGUUUGCCGUCACAACUGAUGGCCAACUGUUCAGUUGGGGUCGAAAUGAGGGCCAUUUGGGACACAAUUUAUUUAAGAAUGUAUUUAAACCACAAAUGGUUUAUAAUUUGUCUAACGUUCAAACCGUGUGUCCAACUGAUCAUGAUUUCAAUAUAAUUGAAACAAUGAACAAAUUGUCAAACAUUUGUGCCAAAAAUGUGGUCCAAUACUACAAUACGUGGUUUGAAAACAACAAAUAUUAUAUACGAAUGGAGUUGUGUCCACACAGUUUACAGACAGUACUGUCACUCAUAGGCCCGGCAUUUGGCCGCCGAUCGGCCGCAGAGGCCAUGAAUUCGUCAGAGUUUUAUAUAUCGUGUCAAAUAUUUAAAGAACUGUUGAAAUGCAUACAAUAUUUGCAUGAUUUGAGUCCAGCAGUGAUUCACCGAAACCUCAAACCCGAGAAUGUGUUAAUCGGAGGCAAAGCCGGGAAUUUGUGUUUGAAAUUAUGUGACUUUGGUUUGAGUCAUGUCUUUAAGAGUCUGUCAGACAAUAGAAAUCCCGAAUAUUUAUCGCCCGAAGAAUUUAACGGACAAUCAGUUGACUACAAGACAGACAUUUACAGUGCGGCCAAAAUCGGAGAAAUAAUAUUUGAUAUUAAAUUACCCCCUAAAUUUAUGAAUAAUGUGGUUUAUCGGAUCGUGCUGCAUUCUCCACCCACCCGGCCCCCGCUCUAUGGGAUU
Messenger RNA from Medioppia subpectinata, 2370 nucleotides. Lineage: Eukaryota; Metazoa; Arthropoda; Arachnida; Sarcoptiformes; Oppiidae. The record is from the annotation of a GenBank genome assembly.